Messenger RNA from Entelurus aequoreus (snake pipefish), 2602 nucleotides. RefSeq names its product zinc finger and BTB domain containing 8B (gene zbtb8b). The transcript has 7 exons. Bases 626 to 2158 code for a protein of 510 amino acids. Gene Ontology annotation, molecular function: RNA polymerase II cis-regulatory region sequence-specific DNA binding; protein binding; DNA-binding transcription factor activity, RNA polymerase II-specific. Lineage: Eukaryota; Metazoa; Chordata; Actinopteri; Syngnathiformes; Syngnathidae. Gene Ontology annotation, biological process: regulation of transcription by RNA polymerase II. The record is from RefSeq and is a predicted model, not a curated record.
GAGCGGCCGUGCCAGCAACUUGAGGGUUCCAGGUUCGAUCCCCGCUUCCGCCAUCUUAGUCAUGAGGGUUGCAAAAUUCCGGGAAUAUUCAAAGUUGGAAACUUUCCAUGGGAAUUAAUGGGAAAUUAAUGGGAAUAAAAAUUGAACGCAACAUGCUAGAUUUUGCAGCAUGAUUAUUAGCUAUAACAACCUGAUUUAAUGCAAAUUGAGUAGCAUUUCAACCCUUCACUGUGCAUUCCUCCAUCACAUGCACAGAUAAUUUCCAGCAUGCUACACACUACAGCAGGGCUAUUGAGGCCACACUCGUAUUUGAGCCCAAGGACUUCAUCCAGUCAGUUGCCGCGCUGUAUGAACGGAACAGAAUUGGGGAACUUUUGCGGGAUCGCCGUGCAAAGGAGCCUCCAGACGGAAGUCGUAAAAGAAAAAGUGGCAACAAAACAGAAAAACUCCAUCCAUCCAUCCAUUUUCUACCGCUUAUUUCCUUCGGGGUCGCGGGGGGCGCUGGAGCCUAUCUCAGCUACAAUCGGGCGGAAGGCGGGGUACACCCUGGACAAGUCGCCACCUCAUCGCAGGGUCGCUCCAGGCACUCAAUCUGCUCAAAGGAAGUGCCCACUGAAGUCUAGACAUGGAGGUGCCUUACUACCUACCCAAAUUACUUUUUGAGCUCAACGAGCAGCGCAAGCGAGGCUUCUUCUGUGACUGCAGCAUCCUGGUCGAGGGCCGCGUCUUCAAGGCACACCGGAACGUUCUGUUUGCAGGAAGCGGUUAUUUCCGGGCUCUUUUGGUUCACUAUUUACAGGACAGCGGACAGCGCCACAGCACGGCGUCAUUAGACAUCGUCACGGCCGACGCCUUCUCCAUCAUCUUAGACUUCCUCUACUCGGGCCGCCUCAGCCUGAGCAGCAGCAACGUCAUCGAGGUGAUGUCAGCGGCCAGCUACUUGCAGAUGACCGACCUGGUCAACCUCUGCAAAGGCUACAUCCGCUCGUCUUUGGAAAUUUGCAACAAAGGCAAAGAGACCAAAGCGGAGGUGGAGAAUGCGGAAGAGGAAGGAAGGUACAGACUGGCGGACAGCGGCACUCCUGCUGUGACAAACCUCAGCAGCGGCGGGACUGCGAACUCUCGCUCGCAGGGUACGGAAGCACAUGGAGCGUCGAUAAACUCCACUCAAAGACCUUUGUCCACCCACGAGGACACCCCUGCCGGCCCAAGCAAAGACUACCAUUCUAGGGAGGAAAGACCAAAAGCGCACCUGGAUCACGCGAACCACUCCUCCUCUUCAUGUUCUGCUUUGACGCCAGAGUUAGUGCACCCCAAGAUAGAGUACGACCCCGAUGAGGAGCUUUUAGAGUCCCCCGACAGUAAAGACCUGGCUUCAUAUCCUGGACCAUCGCUUCCUCACCAAAGCAAAGAAGUUCCCCCAAGCACCAGCUUCUCCACUGAGCGCUCCUUCACAGGCUCCUCCCUGAGCGGCAGGCAGCCCAUGGAGGUGCAGGUCAAAGGGGAAGGCUCUAAGCUGGAGCGAGGUGGUCCGCGACUUUCCCAAGGAGCACGGGGAGCUUCCAGAAUGGAGGACGGUUUAGGUUUUGUUGGCUCAUCCGUGAUGGAGAUCCAGUCCGAUUGGCUCGGGGAGGACACGGGAGACAACCUGCUGGUGCCGGUCAAACUCCACAAGUGCCCGUUCUGUCCGUACACGGCCAAGCAGAAAGGUAUCAUGAAGAGACACAUUCGCUGCCACACGGGCGAGAGACCCUUCCCUUGUCCCAUGUGUGGCAAGAGGUUCACCAGGCAGGAGCACCUUCGCACCCACGCCGUCAGCGUGCACAGGCACGACCUACCUGUGUCGUGCAAGAGCUGCCGGCGCGUCUUCACCGGCUCCACCGUCUCCCCCGGCCUGAGACGCUACGGCAUCUGCGACAGCUGCAACUGCGUGACCACCACGCACACCGACUCCACGUCGGCCCACGCUGCCGGCCUGGCCGAGCCCAUGGAGCGCGGCGACGGCGGCACCGACUGGUCCAGUUUCAUGGACGACGUGGACGAGGUAGAGGUGGGCCGGGUGGAGGACUUGGUGGAGAAACAGAUGCUGGAAAAGCACCUUGGUGCCUGCAACAACGUAGGUCACAUACUGAAGUCCGAAGGGAACUUUUAUGAUUAAUGGUUGAACUUCAUUCAUUCUUAUAUUUACAUAUAUAUAUAAACAUACAGCUUUGUGUCUCUUUGACAUAAUAUCCAUUUUUGAGCGGUGCAGAGUGUGGGUACCUCUGCCUCAGUCAAGAGAUUCCAUCGGAAAAUUUGUGUGUGGAGUUUGCAUGUUCUCCCUCUGAAAAAACAUGCCAAUUAGAGACUCCUAAUUGUCCAUAGUCUGAACGUGACGUGUUCAGUACAAGUCUGUGACCUUCAUUUUCUAUUUCAUUUACAUAAUAUAACUAAGUCCCUCACUGGCAAACCUUGUAUUAACUAUAAUGGGUGACAUGCUCUCGUGACACAAGCGUCGUGGGUUCGAUUCCCGUCUAGUCCAUGGAUUAUUUAUUUGAUUUUUAAAUUGAUUUAAUAGUGAUACGUGAUGAAAAUAAAUAAAUAAAUCAUUAUUUUUACCCGU